This is a messenger RNA of Debaryomyces hansenii CBS767, 693 nucleotides long. RefSeq names its product copper transporter family protein. Gene Ontology annotation, biological process: copper ion transmembrane transport; intracellular copper ion homeostasis. Gene Ontology annotation, cellular component: plasma membrane. NCBI's taxonomy places the organism in Eukaryota, Fungi, Ascomycota, Pichiomycetes, Serinales, Debaryomycetaceae. The coding region runs from base 1 to 693 and encodes 230 amino acids. Gene Ontology annotation, molecular function: copper ion transmembrane transporter activity. The record is from RefSeq and is a predicted model, not a curated record. The transcript has a single exon.
AUGAUGGGAGAGAUACCAGGCUCUAUGUCGUCCAUGUCGAUGUCUAAUUCAUCCGGUAGCAUGAAUAUGCAAAUGACCUUCACUAACAACUUCCGCGAUACUUCAGUCUUGUUUGAAGGAUUGAAAGCGUCAACCAAGCCCCAAGCUUUCGGUAUAUUUUGUCUCUUCUUUUUUGUCGCCAUUAUAUUGAGAGGAUUAAUAUUUGUUUAUGUUUAUAUUGAGCAGGUAAUUUGGCGUAAUCCACCUGAAAACACUCCGUUAUCGUAUAAAAGAACCGUCGAUUUUGGAUUUGACGAUGAAAUUCAAGAACCAUUUGAUAAACAAGAAUCAACAUCUAAUACAAUGACCACUAAUAGUCGAGAAUUGAAUUCAACCUCAUUAUUUUUAUCUCCAAAAAGAAAGCGUUCAAUUUUACUCCAAAUGCUUUACACUAAUUGGAAAGAUUUUGAGAAGGAUAUAGUGAGAUUAAUUUUGUCAUUUAUAAUAGCUAUUUUGUCGUAUACUCUAAUGCUAGUUAUUAUGACAUAUGUGACUUGCUAUUUCUUUGCCGUGGUUUUAGGUAUUGCAGUUGGUGAGAUUUGGUUUAAGAGAUUGGAAAGAAUUUUAAUGUGCAAUGAGCUGAUUAUCAGUAAUACAGAAGAAAUACUUGUUCCAACCUCACAAGCAUUGUCGUGCUCAAGAACAAGAUGUUAG